This is a messenger RNA of Vigna unguiculata (cowpea), 1458 nucleotides long. RefSeq lists its product as uncharacterized. NCBI's taxonomy places the organism in Eukaryota, Viridiplantae, Streptophyta, Magnoliopsida, Fabales, Fabaceae. Gene Ontology annotation, cellular component: endoplasmic reticulum; endoplasmic reticulum membrane. Gene Ontology annotation, molecular function: ubiquitin protein ligase binding; cholesterol binding. Gene Ontology annotation, biological process: SREBP signaling pathway. The record is from RefSeq and is a predicted model, not a curated record.
CCCCGAUAAAACAGCAAAGAAUCUAUAAAACAAAAAGAGGGAAAAAAAAAAGAAGCUGUCCACCGCCAUGGAUUCGCAGCACCGAACAGUGGCUUCUCCUCCUCCGUCACCGCAAGGCCGCGAUUCCACCGCCAUUCUCUUCACCUUCCUCUCAUUCUUUGCCGUUGUCGCUCUGGUUUUUGUUCCUUCAGCAUCACCAUCCUUCCAAAAUACCUUAUCCAUUCUGCACCAAGUCCCAGAAGGCCAUGUGGGGGUAUAUUGGAGAGGAGGUGCCCUUCUGAAAACAAUUACAGAGCCAGGAUUCCAUCUAAAGAUGCCUUUUCUUACCCAGUAUGAACCUGUUCAAGUGACUCUUCAGACGGAUCAGGUGACUGAUAUACCCUGCGGUACUAAAGGCGGUGUUAUGAUCAAUUUUGAGAAGAUUGAGGUUGUUAACCGACUGCAUAAGGAAUUUGUCUUUGAGACAUUACUCAACUAUGGUGUACACUAUGAUAAGACAUGGAUAUAUGACAAGAUUCAUCAUGAGAUCAAUCAGUUCUGCAGCUCUCACAGUCUACAACAAGUCUAUAUUGAUGUGUUUGAUCAGAUUGAUGAAAAGAUGAAAGAUGCUCUUCAAGUUGACUGCACCCGCUAUGCUCCAGGAAUUGAGAUCAUUAGUGUCCGGGUCACAAAGCCAACUAUUCCAAAUACCAUAAGACGCAAUUUCGAACAAAUGGAAGAGGAGCGUACUAAGGUCUUAAUUGCUAUUGAGAAGCAGAAAGUAGCGGAGAAGGAGGCAGAGACUAUGAAGAAGAUGGCCAUUAGCGAGGCUGAGAAGAAUGCCAAUGUUAGCAAGAUCCUUAUGGAGCAAAAAUUGUUGGAAAAGGACAGUACUAGAAGACAAGAAGAAAUAGAGAAUGCAAUGUAUCUGGCCCGGGAGAAGAGCCUGGCAGAUGCAGACUUCUACCGAGUAAUUAAGGAAGCUGAAGCAAACACCUUGAAGCUUACCCCCGAAUUUCUUCAGCUAAAAUUUAUUGAAGCCAUUGCUAAUAACACAAAAAUUUUCUUCGGUGACAAGGUUCCUAAUAUGAUUUUGGAUCAAAGGCUACUUGGAAACUUACUUCAUGAAGAUUCUAUAGGGACAACUGCAACAGGCAAAUCAGAUAUCUGAAUUAUUAGCUGUCAGAAUUCUGAGCUCAAAUGAUUCGACCAUCAAUAUUUUGGAGAGGAGUUAUAUCUUGGCAGUUAUCUUUACACAUGAAAAAAUGAAACAGUUCUACAAAAGCUUUUUCCUUCUUGUGUGGGGAGAAUGUAGAUAAAAGACUGUCCAUUUUGCUACAGUGGAAACUGUAACCCUCACAAUCAGAGAUCAACUGUUACAGGUGGGAAUAAAGGACAAUAUAACACGAAGAUCAACAUUUUCUCAUUUGUACGAACUGAUUUUUUAUUGUCGUUACACGUGUCAUCUUUUCACAUUUC